Messenger RNA from Silurus meridionalis, 1168 nucleotides. RefSeq names its product ELOVL fatty acid elongase 8b (gene elovl8b). The record is from RefSeq and is a predicted model, not a curated record. Gene Ontology annotation, molecular function: fatty acid elongase activity. Gene Ontology annotation, biological process: fatty acid elongation, monounsaturated fatty acid; sphingolipid biosynthetic process; fatty acid elongation, polyunsaturated fatty acid. Lineage: Eukaryota; Metazoa; Chordata; Actinopteri; Siluriformes; Siluridae. The transcript is spliced from 8 exons. Gene Ontology annotation, cellular component: endoplasmic reticulum membrane. Bases 180 to 974 code for a protein of 264 amino acids.
AACAGGAAUAAUGAAGAGUGGUGGAGCUUGUUGUGCCAAGGUUGAGGAGGGUGUUGCAGCAGGACACAUUUACAGUCUUAUCAGUGUUCUGAGAGGUGAACCCUCACGUCCAAAGUCUCCAGAUAAAGCAAAGUGGAGACAAAUCUAAUUUAGGGUUAUUGUCCAGGGUCAGGUCAGUGAUGGCUUCAGCGUGGCAGAGAGUCGAGUCUCUGCAUCGUUGGAUCUUGGAGAAUGGAGAUAAGAGAACUGACCCAUGGCUGCUCGUUUACUCCCCUGUCCCAAUCUUCUGUAUUUUUCUCUGCUACCUCGGCAUCAUCUGGCUCGGACCCAAGCUCAUGAAAAACAGGGAAGCGGUGGACCUCAAAUAUGUCCUUAUAGUUUAUAACUUCGCAAUGGUUUGUCUGUCGGUCUACAUGUUCCACGAGUUCUUAGUGACAUCUUGGCUGUCAAACUACAGCUACCUCUGUCAGCCUGUCGACUACAGCAGCAGUCCUCUGGCUCUGAGGAUAGCCAGUGUGUGCUGGUGGUUCUUCUUCUCCAAAGUCAUCGAGCUCAGUGACACGGUGUUUUUCAUUUUGCGAAAGAAGAACAGUCAGCUGACUUUCCUGCACGUGUACCAUCAUGGCACCAUGAUCUUCAACUGGUGGGCCGGAGUCAAAUAUGUCGCCGGGGGACAGUCUUUUUUUAUCGGCCUCCUUAACACCUUCGUACACAUCAUCAUGUAUUCGUACUAUGGCCUGGCAGCUUUGGGUCCAAACAUGCAGAAAUAUCUGUGGUGGAAACGUUACCUCACCUCCCUGCAACUGCUUCAGUUUGUUCUUCUCACCACACACACUGGCUACAACCUGUUCACCGAGUGCGACUUCCCUGACUCCAUGAACGCGGUGGUGUUCGCCUACUGCAUCAGCCUCAUCCUUCUCUUCACCAACUUCUACUACCACAGCUACAUGAAAAGGAAGAACAAGCACCUCUAAAGCAGACUCCACCCCUCUUAGAAGUCUAACCCUAAUAGAACGUGUAAGAAAAUAAUUAAAGGCAACAUCAUUGUGAACAUUAGGAGCAAAUAGUCUCCAGUACACAUCCUCAGUGAUAUUAUAAUUGCUUCCUCCAUUAUACAGUGGGGAAAUAAUUAUCUGAUCCCCUGCUGAUUUUGUGACUUUACCCCAUA